AUGUGUAUAGAAAUCUUGCCGUUGAGAACUGCCAAUCCCUCGUUCUCUCUCUCUCUCUCUCUUUCUCUCUCUCUCUCUCUCUCACUCACUACAUUUUUAUCUAUCACAAUACCUUUCUUCAUAUCUAUAUAUCUAUCUAUACAUCCGUCUGUCAUUAUCUAUCUUUAUUUUUUCUAUUUGUUUCUCAUUAUCUAUCUAUCUAUCUAUCUAUCUAUCUAUCUAUCUAUCUAUCUAUCUAUCUAUACAUAUAUAUAUAUAUGCAUGUAUAUAUUCAUAUCUAUCUAUCUAUCUAUCUAUCUAUCUAUCUAUCUAUCUAUCUAUCUAUCUAUCUAUCUAUUCCUCUCGAGAGUAUUUUCUCUUCUUUGCCAGCUUUCUUUCAUUCCCUGUCAAGGAAUUUUCUUUCAAAAUUUUUCCUUUUUUUUUCGUUCUUAUCUUUCGUUUUUAUCUUUCUUUAAACCAUUCUUUUUAUUCUUCAUUCAUCUAUUCUUCAUUGUUACUCUGAGCAUCUUGUCUGGCAUAUUUCUUUCACAAUUGUUUUCAGAUUUUACUUUCUUUCUUUCUUUCUUUCUUUCUUUCUUUCUUUCUUUCUUUAAAAGUGCUUUAAACUCUUUCUUUCUUUUCUUUCUUUCUAAUAUUUUUCUUAGUUCUUCAUCCCAUUAUUUCUUUUGUUUUAUUCCACCUUUUUUCAUUAUUUCUUUCUUUCAUUCUUUCAUUCUUUCUUUCUUUCCAUUAAACCUUUUAUUUUAUUCUUUCUUUCAUCUUUUCAAUAAUUCUUUCUUCAUAUUUCAUUUCAUUUUUCUUUCUUUUUGCUUUCUUUCAUCUAUUCUUUUUUCUUUCUUCAUUUCAAUAAUUAUUUCUUCAUUUAUCAUUCCAUUUUUCCUUAUUUUACUUUCUUUCUUUCAUAUUCUAUUAAUUUCUUCUUCGUUUCUGAUUCCAUUCUUUCUUUUUCAUUUCAUUAUUUAUUUCGUUUUACUUCACCUUUUUCCAUUAUUUCUUUCUUUCUAUGAACCCUUUCUUUUGUUCUAUUCUUUCUUUCUUUCUUUCUUUCUUUCUUUCUGUUUUAUUCCUCUCCCUUUCUUUCUCCUUUCGAUUCUUUGUUUUCUUCAUACUUUCAUUCUCUUUUUUUUAACUUCUUUCUUUUCCAUAUUGAUUGCCUUUCUUUUUCAAUCAUUUACGUGUUUCUUUCUCCUUUCAUUUCACUCUUUUUUUUUCUUUCAAUACUGA
This is a messenger RNA of Acanthosepion pharaonis, 1224 nucleotides long. The record is from the annotation of a GenBank genome assembly. NCBI's taxonomy places the organism in Eukaryota, Metazoa, Mollusca, Cephalopoda, Sepiida, Sepiidae.